AUGGCUGCAGCUGUAUCCAACGCACAUCAUUCCUUACCCCAAGCAAGGCCCUCCUCGGCUGGCCAAAGCCACGCUGAUAUCCUCAAAGUUGUCCGGUCCGAUCAGCCCUUCAAAUCAGCAGCCAUAUCCCUCGUCUCUCUUCCCCCAGGAGCCAUCUUGGCUAAAAUCACCGAGGCAACUCUUGUCCCCUGCGCCACCUGGACCUCAUUCCAGACUGGCCGUGAUGAGCACAUGGAGUUCAACUCUGACAUUGUCUUUAUCAAUCACUCCUGCGAUCCUAACCUCGUGGUUGACACUACGCGCAUGGAGGUUCGCGUGGCGGAUGAUCGUCAUAUCGUCAAGGGUGACGAGCUGACUUGGUUCUAUCCAAGUGCGGAAUGGGAAAUGGCUCAGUCGUUUCCUUGUGAAUGUGGAACAGAGAGAUGCCUGGUUGCCAUUCGGGGAUCGCGUUACGUUGAGCCGGAGAAGCUGAAGGGGUACUUCUUGAACAAGCAUGUACGCGAGCUCAUGGAGGAGCAGAAUUCUAAGCAGUAA
Molecule: messenger RNA, 534 nt
Organism: Fusarium subglutinans
Lineage: Eukaryota; Fungi; Ascomycota; Sordariomycetes; Hypocreales; Nectriaceae
Product: histone-lysine n-methyltransferase EHMT2
Exons: 1
Coding region: 1-534 (177 amino acids)
Molecular function (GO): protein binding
Source: RefSeq, a predicted model, not a curated record